Molecule: messenger RNA, 1783 nt
Organism: Sapajus apella (tufted capuchin)
Lineage: Eukaryota; Metazoa; Chordata; Mammalia; Primates; Cebidae
Gene: PNKP
Product: polynucleotide kinase 3'-phosphatase
Exons: 16
Coding region: 179-1741 (520 amino acids)
Biological process (GO): DNA repair
Cellular component (GO): nucleus
Molecular function (GO): polynucleotide 3'-phosphatase activity; ATP-dependent polydeoxyribonucleotide 5'-hydroxyl-kinase activity; double-stranded DNA binding
Source: RefSeq, a predicted model, not a curated record
ACGCAUCGUCGCCUGGGAAACGACGCGACCCGCGGCAGGCGAGGGGGUGGGACUUCCGGAGCAGUUAGCGCUGUGAAAAGUUCUUAGCGGAGGUGGGAGAAGGCGGGACUUCCUGGAGCAAAUUGGGGACGUGCGCCGCUCAAGCCGGUUUACCUGCUUCCUAGGGCCCGCACCCAGGAUGGGCGAGGUGGAGGCCCCGGGCCGCCUGUGGCUCGAGAGCCCCCCAGGGGGAGCGCCUCCAAUUUUCCUGCCCUCAGACGGGCAAGCCCUGGUCCUGGGCAGGGGACCCCUGACCCAGGUCACGGACCGGAAGUGCUCCAGAACUCAAGUAGAGCUGGUCGCAGAUCCUGAGACCCGGACAGUGGCAGUGAAACAGCUGGGUGUUAACCCCUCAACUGCCGGGACCCAGGAGUUGAAGCCGGGGUUGGAGUGCUCUCUGGGGGUGGGGGACAUACUGUAUUUGGUCAAUGGCCUCCACCCACUGACCCUGCGCUGGGAAGAGACCCGCACACCAGAAUCCCUGGCAGAUACUCCACGUGGCACUCCUCCGGUGUCCCAAGAGAAGAGGGAUCCUGAGCCCCUGAAGAAGCGGAUUCGGAAGUCAUCCCCCGGCUGGGAGAACUUGGAGAAGUUGCUAGUGUUCACCGCAGUGGGGGUGAAACCCCAGAGCAAGGUGGCUGGCUUUGAUCUGGAUGGGACCCUCAUCACCACACGCUCUGGGAAGGUCUUUCCCACCGGCCCCAGUGACUGGAGGAUCUUGUACCCAGAGAUUCCACGUAAGCUCCGGGAGCUGGAAGCUAAAGGCUACAAGCUAGUGAUCUUCACCAACCAGAUGAGCAUCGGGCGUCGGAAGCUGCCAGCUGAGGAGUUCAAGGCCAAGGUGGAGGCUGUGGUGGAGAAGCUGGGGGUUCCCUUCCAGGUGCUGGUGGCCACGCACACAGGCUUGUACCGGAAGCCAGUGACAGGCAUGUGGGACCAUCUGCAGGAGCAGGCCAACGAGGGCACGCCCAUCGCCAUCGCGGACAGCAUCUUCGUGGGAGAUGCGGCCGGACGCCCAGCCAAUUGGGCCCCAGGACGCAAGAAGAAAGACUUCUCCUGCGCGGACCGCCUGUUUGCACUCAACCUCGGCCUGCCCUUUGCCACGCCUGAGGAGUUCUUCCUGAAGUGGCCAGCGGCUGGCUUCGAGCUCCCCGCCUUUGACCCGAGGACCGUUUCCCGCUUGGGGCCUCUAUGCCUCCCUGAGUCCAAGGCCCUCCUGAGCUCUAGCCCGGAGGUGGUUGUCGCCGUGGGAUUCCCUGGGGCUGGUAAGUCCUCCUUCCUCAAGGAGCACCUCGUGUCAGCCGGAUACGUCCACGUGAACAGGGACACACUGGGUUCCUGGCAGCGCUGUGUGACUGCCUGUGAGAUGGCCCUGAAGCAAGGGAAACGGGUUGCCGUCGACAACACAAACCCGGACGCCCCGAGCCGCGCCAGGUAUGUCCAGUGUGCCCAAGCCAUGGGCGUCCCCUGCCGCUGCUUCCUCUUCACUGCCACUCUGGAGCAGGCGCGCCACAACAACCGGUUUCGCGAGAUGACAGACUCUUCACACGGCCCCGUGUCAGACAUGGUCAUGUACGGCUACAGGAAGCAGUUCGAGGCCCCAACGCUGGCGGAAGGCUUCUCGGCCAUCCUGGAGAUCCCAUUCCGCCUGUGCCUGGAGCCAAGGCUGGAGCGGCUGUACUGCCAGUUCUCCGAGGGCUGACCCACCCCGCUCCCUCCACAAUAAACGCUGUUUGUCUUUGAA